AUGCAAAUAAUUCAUGAUAUGGUUGGAAUUGGAAAUGAAUUGAAUCCGUUUUCGAAAGAUGGUAAAAUUUCACAAUUAUGGUCAAUUUUUUACGAAGUUCAAGAUUAUUUGCAUUUUGAUGACGAACAAGUCAUGGAGAUACUUAAAGAUCCACAGCAACGUCACUUUAUUCAAAAAAGAGUUUCAAAAUAUUGCUCCUUCUAUGUUGAAGUUUUUGAGAAAGGUCCACAUUAUCUUCACCAAAUGAAGUAUCAUUUAAUUGAAGUGUGGGUUCAAAUUUUAUCACUCAAAAAUGGAAUGAAUUUUAUUAAUGAAGGUCUUGGAAAGUAUCAUGUAACAGAUAAUUUAACAAGAGGAAGAAAUGGAGGAUUGGGAUCUGAUUCAAGAUGGGAUUUAAUAGCACAGCACAUUACAGAGGGGUUUUUAUUCAAAAAUUCAAAGCUGUGGUCAGAACUUCAAAAAGUGAUGAAGGCACGUUACAAAUACCGAUCAUCAAAAGCUGAAUUUGAUGCCAAAUUGAAUGAAUCUGAAAGUUUAUUAACACAUCACCCAUGA
This is a messenger RNA of Naegleria gruberi, 555 nucleotides long. RefSeq lists its product as uncharacterized. The transcript has a single exon. Lineage: Eukaryota; Heterolobosea; Eutetramitea; Acrasida; Naegleriidae. The coding region runs from base 1 to 555 and encodes 184 amino acids. The record is from RefSeq and is a predicted model, not a curated record.